AUGGUGUCCAAGCAAAACAACGGCGGCGCUGCUGUUGGUUCUUCUGGUGUUGUUGGCAAUGCUUCGCCAGCAUCUUCCAGCCAAUCAACAACAACUCUGAAGAAGAAUCAAAGCUCUGGACAACAACAAACACCAAACAACAACAACAAUAAUUCUGCUUGGAGUAACAAGACCAAGCCUUCUCCUUCUAGUAAUAAUACUAUGGAUAAUAAUCAAAAGAGAAACAAUGCUAAUAACAACAAUAAGGGAUCAGUCCCAAACAACAAUCAACAACCAAAUCAACAUCAAAAUAAGAACGGAUCAAAUGUUAAUACAAACCCACCUCGUGUAAAGAAUACUCACAAUACUACUCAUAGUGAGAACAAUGAACAAUACAAACACAAGUCUGAAAUCAACAGAAAGAGAAUGUUCUUCCUCUUUUUGAAUUUCGUUGGACAUGUAGUUGAAAUUGUCAAUGUUUCUGGAGAAGUUUAUGAAGGUAUUUUCCACACUGCUAAAGCCGAUUCCUUAAAUGAUGAUUUUGUUUUUGUUUUGACACUUGCUAAAUUAAUUGGAGGAAGUGGUACUCAAACUAUUCAUGAAACAAUGACCUUCAAAUCAAAGGAUGUUCAACAAAUUUAUGCUAAGAAUAUUACCUUUAAUGCUAAAAAGGCAUUUACAUCAUUCAAAACUGAUACUGAAAUUUCUAAUAGACAACAAACAGAAAAGGAAUUAAUUAAAUGGCAACCUGAAGAAAAUGAAGCUGAACUUAUUUCACUUGAAGAGGGUACUUAUGCUCCAAGACAAUGGGAUCAAUUUUCUGAAAACUUGAAUAAGUUUGGUGUUAAAUCUACUUAUGAGGAACAUUUAUAUACUACAAAUCUUGACAGAAAUUCUGAUUUCUACAAAACUCAUGCUGCUAAAGCUAGUAGAAUUGCUGAAGAAAUUGAAAAGAGUGCUCCAUCUCUUAAUAGUAUUCACAUUUUGGAAGAAAGAGGUUUAUUGGAACAAACUGAUAUUUCAGAAGAAGACUUGUACAGUUCUGUUAUUCGUGAUCCAAAGGGUGCAUCAGCUUUCAAAAAGCAACCAAAGAAGAAUAUUCCAAAGACUACUCAACCAUUGGCAACAAAUGCUACUCAACCAUCAACUCCUGGAAAAUAUGUACCUCCACACAAGCAACCAAAGGGUCAUCCUACUUCUCAACCAAUUGUAAAGCAAACUCAAGAAGCAGAAGCUGUUCUUGAUAAGGAACCUAUCAAGAUUAAGCCUCUCUCACCUAUUAUUGAAGGUAUCAAGGGAUCAAUUGGUAAAAGCCGUUCUGUGAGUCAAGUAGUUCUUCCAGAAAAGUCUCUCAUUGAGAAAUCUCAAAGUAUUCCAAUUGAAACCCCAAAACCAAAGAAUGUUACCAAUUUGUUAGUAGAUACAACUAGACCUGGUAGAAGUAAUUCAUUUACUAUUGGAUCAGCUCCACUUCCACAAAAGAUUGAAGAACAUAAGAACAUUAGAGCUCAACUCACUAAACCAGUUACUGUUAGUCCAAAAUUGGGAAGUGGUACUAUGAGUCCAACUCUUCCUUCUUCUCCACUUGGAUUCCCUAAGGCAACAAGUCCUUCUACUCCAAAUCCAAUCAAGGAAAGUAUUAUGUCAUUGCACUUACAUCCUUUCGUACCAAAGGUAACACCAGAAGUUGUUGAACAUUUUAUGGAAUACAAGAAGAAGUCCAGUGACUUGAAUAGAAAUAGAGAAAAGGAAACAUCAUCAUUCAAGGAAUUCAGUUCUCUCCUCUCUUCCAAGAUUAAGGACGCUCCAGAAUCAACAACCACUUCUGCUGCCACUAAACCAACAACUGAAACCAAGCCAGCCACAGAAACUAAGAAAGAACAACCAAAAGAAGAAGAAAAGCCAAAACCAAAGUCAACACUUAAUCCUAAUGCUAAAGCUUUCGUUUUUAAUCCAAAGACUCCUGCAUUCGUUCCAAAGAUUACCACACCAACACCUCCAACUAGUACAACCACACCUCCAACAAACCCUCAAAUGCCACAAGUCACUCAACCUCCACAAAUGGUUCCUCCAGGUGUAGGAGUUGGAUUCUAUCCUACACCUCCUAUUGUUGGAUAUCCACCUGCAGUUGGUACACCAUUUGUCUAUACUCCUCAAUUCCCUCCAACAAACCCAUCUUACAAUAAUAAUUUCAGAACAGUUUCUUGGGCUGGAAAGAUAGAAGAUAUUCAAAUUCGUAAUCACUUUUUCAAGGUUAGUCUAGAUCAAUUCGAAAAGUCUGUUGGUCCUACUUGGUUGGAUGAUGAAGAAAUUGAGCAAAGAAAGAGCUUUAAGGAUGCAGAUGCUACUUCUAUUACAUCUGUUGAUAUUGAUUCCCAAACUGCUAUUCAUCCACAAACUAAUCCGCAACCUUUCCCUUAUCAUUAUUAUCCACAACCUGGAAUGAUGGUUCCUCCACCUUUCGCUACUCCAGUUGUUACCGCAUACAGUGGCUACUUCCCACCACCAGUCAAUCCAAUUCCAAGAGAGCAAUAAUUUUUACUUUAGAAUAAAUUAAUUUACUGUUUUUUUUG
Naegleria gruberi is the source of this 2552-nucleotide messenger RNA. Its product is annotated as Poly(A)-binding protein binding protein. Gene Ontology annotation, cellular component: cytoplasmic stress granule. Lineage: Eukaryota; Heterolobosea; Eutetramitea; Acrasida; Naegleriidae. Gene Ontology annotation, biological process: cytoplasmic stress granule assembly. The transcript has a single exon. The coding region runs from base 1 to 2514 and encodes 837 amino acids. Gene Ontology annotation, molecular function: RNA binding. The record is from RefSeq and is a predicted model, not a curated record.